AUGUGCUCUGAUUCAUUAUGUGGAUUCAUCCAGGAGCACUACCAAAGUGUUUCAAAGAAGGGGUAUCCUGACUUAGAACAAAGGGACGGGGGUUGGCUCAGUCCGCUAUUAAGGGAAGAGUUUGUACAUUUUGCCUCCAUAUGCUUUGAGAGUUUUGGAGAUAGGGUAAAGCACUGGGUUACCAUAAAUGAGCCCAAUAUGGUGGCUGAUUUUGCCUAUCUCAGAGGACUAUAUCCACCGGCUCGUUGUUCUCCACCAUUUGGCAAUUGUUCCACUGGCAAUUCUGACAUUGAGCCUCUUAUUGGAAUGCACAACAUGCUAAUAGCACAUGCUAUGGCCGUUGAAAUUUAUCGUACUUUUUUCUGGCCGAAACAAAAUGGGUUUGUAGGAAUUGUUGCGCAUGCAUUCAUGUAUGAACCGCUUAGGGAUGAAGAAAGGGAUCGGGAUGCUGUUGAUAGAGCCUUAGCUUUCAAUGUGGCCUGGACAUUUGAUCCUGUAGUGUAUGGAGAUUACCCCGCUGAAAUGCGCCAUUGCCAUGGCUUGGAGUUACCAAGGUUUUCAGCCAAAGAGAAACAGCUUUUGAGAGGAAGCAUAGAUUUUAUCGGUGUCAACCACUAUUCAACUCUAUAUGUCAAGGACUGUAUUCACUCUCCUUGCCCCUCUGGGGGUGACCGUCCCAUCAUGGGAUUUCUCAACACAACUGGGUAUCGAGAUGGGGUUCCAAUUGGAGAACCGACUGGACUGGAUGAUUUCUUUGUUGUUCCAAGAGGCAUGGAGAAGAUCAUUGACUAUGUUAAGCAAAGAUACAAUAACAUGCCCAUGUUUGUGACUGAAAAUGGAUGCACUUUACAAACACAAGAGAAUGAACUAGAAGACAGGGAUCGGAUCAACUUUCACAAAUCUUACCUUGCCUCUUUAGCCAGAGCAAUAAGAAGUGGUGCUGAUGUACGUGGAUACUUCGUUUGGUCCGUGAUGGAUAAUUUUGAAUGGCUCAAUGGAUACACCAAAAGAUUUGGCUUAUAUUAUGUUGAUCGGGAAACACUUGAGCGAACUCCAAAGCUUUCUGCAGGAUGGUUUGCUAGUUUCCUCAGAAACCAUACUCACAACAACGACAAUGAAGAAAUUAGCUUAGCUUCAGUCGUUCAUAACCAAAAUAAAGUAAUUAGCCAAAUGGAACCUGAAGUUGCUGAAAUGUAGUUUAUAUCACACAUCACU
Prunus mume (Japanese apricot) is the source of this 1215-nucleotide messenger RNA. The record is from RefSeq and is a predicted model, not a curated record. NCBI's taxonomy places the organism in Eukaryota, Viridiplantae, Streptophyta, Magnoliopsida, Rosales, Rosaceae.